UAUGUUGCAUAACCAAAAACUCAUGUUGCUUUCCGAGCAUCGAAGGGAACCAAAAUAAUUUCCUAUAGGAAUUUCCUUUUCUAUAGAGUUUAUGAGGCACAGUAACUGUUUCUCUAGCCAAGAGAACAAACUAUAACAAGGAGUUACCAGUGUUACCUAAUGAUGUCGUUUGCUAAUAUUCUUUCUCGUUUUACAAUUACUAGCAAAAAUCUGACCGGAUGCGGGUUUCAGCAAGUACGUAACAAAUGGACCGACUGGCGUAUGAUCAAGGAUGCUAAGAGGCGUCGGUGUGUGGUUGAACAUGCCAAGGACCGUCUUCGGGUUAAUUCGUUGCGCAAAAACACUAUACUACCGGUAGAACUUCGAGAACUGGCUAGUUCGGAAAUUCACGCUUUUCCACGGGAUACUUCGCUGGUACGGGUUAGAGAACGGUGCGCUGUUACUUCUAGAUCUCGGGGCAUUGUACACCGUUGGCGAGUUAGUCGAAUUGUAUGGCGUCAUCUGGCCGAUUAUAACAAACUGUCUGGGGUUCAAAGAGCAAUGUGGUGAAUAAAGAUGCUUCUAAUUCAGUUAUGAAUUUCGUCCUAA
This is a messenger RNA of Topomyia yanbarensis, 588 nucleotides long. RefSeq names its product small ribosomal subunit protein uS14m (gene mRpS14). Lineage: Eukaryota; Metazoa; Arthropoda; Insecta; Diptera; Culicidae. The record is from RefSeq and is a predicted model, not a curated record. Gene Ontology annotation, cellular component: ribosome; mitochondrial small ribosomal subunit. Gene Ontology annotation, molecular function: structural constituent of ribosome. Bases 160 to 549 code for a protein of 129 amino acids. The transcript is spliced from 2 exons. Gene Ontology annotation, biological process: translation.